AUGGCGCCCAAGGCCCUCGACGCUGCCCACGCCUUCCUCGCAGCAAAUAUCCAGUCGGGAAUGGACAGAGGGUCGGCUGAUUUUCUGAUCCUGGCGCGUCAGCAGCAACACGAUGUCGAGCAGUCUCUCAUUGUCAACUCGAUCACCACAACUGACGCCACCGCGAUGCUCAACAACAUUCGGGCUGGCGAUUUCCCGCUGCCCUGUCGGGCGGCGAUCGCGGCCGCCAUCAAUCGAUCGAUCUCUUCGGGCAGGAGUGGCGGGGCGAGGGGCGGGCAGCGCCUGAUGCAGAACAACGGAUUUCUUUAA
Prorocentrum cordatum is the source of this 309-nucleotide messenger RNA. The record is from the annotation of a GenBank genome assembly. Lineage: Eukaryota; Dinophyceae; Prorocentrales; Prorocentraceae.